Molecule: messenger RNA, 957 nt
Organism: Symbiodinium sp. CCMP2456
Lineage: Eukaryota; Dinophyceae; Suessiales; Symbiodiniaceae
Source: the annotation of a GenBank genome assembly
AUGGGUGCUAUAUUGAAGCGCUCGAAGUCGCUUUUGGUUCUUUGGGAUUCCUCUUACACCUCUAGGCUCUGGUGCAUGUUUGAAAUCGCUGCAUUCCUGCAUGGCAAGGGCCCUUCUGCAGACGCGCAGCGGCACCUUGUGGCCUGCCCGGUGUUUGUUGGCCCCACAUUACUGCUAGGGCACCUCGGUUUGAGCAUACUCCUGCUAGCCUUCGAAUUUUCGCAGCUGCCAAUGAUUCCUUGGGGUACUAUAAUCAUAUGUGGUCUGUGCUUCCCCUGCUUCACAGCGCUCGCAUAUGUGGUCCUCGAACAUUGUCGCAGCAUAGAUGUGGUGCAGAAUCAAGUCCGCUAUUUCACCAUUGAGCAAUCUUUGUGCUACUGCUGUUCCUGCGGUCACACCGACCCACUCACACGUGAGCCCAUGAUUUGUGAUCGAAGCAUUCUGAUUCGUUGCAUUUCGUCUUGGUUUGGCUCCGCCGAGCAGUUCGAGACUUUGGUGCGGCACCAUGUGAUGACAACAUUGGUCCACCAACUUGCGAAUAACGUUUUCUCAUAUUGGCGCAUUUUGCAGGCAAUCAGCCCUCUGUUUUGGUUAUUUCUCGACUUCUGGAUUGGGCCCAUCGCAAGAGACUUUGUGCCAGUAGACAUCGUGAUUGCGGCUGUGAUAUUUUGCAUGAUGCUGAUACCAGGCAUAGUUCUGAUUCUACUCCGAUUGUCCUACAAGUUUCGAAACCUUGCCGCUGGGGUGCGACAGCAGCUGAUGCUGUCAGUGGGACUGGUAUCCAUUGGCAUGCUGCUUUUCGCGACGCUGAUGGCGGCGGACCGUGCGAGCGCGGCGCUCUCGUGGCAUCUUUGCGGCGAUCGAACUCCUGGGUAUGCGACUCUUUUGAUACUUUCGGGUAUCCUCAGUGUCUUGCUGUGGCGUUGCUUGCCCUUGAUUGACGCGCAAAAUAUCUAA